Messenger RNA from Pangasianodon hypophthalmus (striped catfish), 9732 nucleotides. Its product is annotated as band 4.1-like protein 1. Gene Ontology annotation, cellular component: plasma membrane; cytoskeleton. Gene Ontology annotation, biological process: cortical actin cytoskeleton organization. Bases 272 to 4417 code for a protein of 1381 amino acids. The transcript is spliced from 26 exons. Gene Ontology annotation, molecular function: structural molecule activity; actin binding. Lineage: Eukaryota; Metazoa; Chordata; Actinopteri; Siluriformes; Pangasiidae. The record is from RefSeq and is a predicted model, not a curated record.
UGUGCUCUGCUCCUCCUCCGGUGCUCGCGGGCUCGGUAAGCAGGCAAGCGCGCGCGUUCUUUGCCACCGCAGCGUCUCGCGCGCAACACUCAUCUGGUCGGUUGUGUUGACGCUCCGCGCCCGGAGGAGCGCGUGCUAUCAGACUCGUCCACCCCUAAAUUUUGACGCAUUAUGCUGAUGUUAUUUGUGUCCUGAGGCCACUGGCAGAGCUCAGAUGUCAGCCUGUGAUUGGAUUAGACUGACUCGAAAAGGGUAAAAAGAAGAAGAGAACAUGACCACGGAGAAAGGUCCUGAGUCGGAGGUGAAGAAGGCAGCAGAGGAACCAUCUCAGCAGAAGGCGUCUGCAGGCAGCAUGCCCGAGUCUUCUUCAGACGGCAAAAUGGCCAAACAGGACCAAGAUGGCAAACGUCCGGAUGAUCACAAAGAUCCAGAUGAUGACUCAGAACGAACGACACCAGGCAAGAGCCCCAAAUCUCCGCAGAAGUCGUCCAAGCGUUUGAAGACUGUCCCCUUCAAGGUGACUCUCCUGGACAGCUCGGAUUACGAAGCUGGUAUUGAGAAGCACUGCAAGGGUCAGGCGCUGCUGGACCUGGUGUGUGAACAUCUCAACCUGCUCGAGAAGGACUACUUCGGCUUGACCUUCAGCGAUUCAGACAGCCAGAAGAAUUGGCUGGACCCCUCCAAAGAGAUCAAGAAGCAAAUGCGAACUUCUCCUUGGCAUUUUGCCUUUGCUGUCAAAUUCUACCCUCCAGACCCUUCUCAGCUCAUGGAGGACAUCACCAGGUACUACUUGUGCCUCCAGCUGCGUGAUGACAUCCUGUCCGGUCGACUCCCCUGCUCGUUCGUCACUCACGCUCUGCUGGGUUCCUACACCGUGCAGGCUGAGCUCGGAGACUACGACCAGGACGAGCACAGCACAGACUACGUCAGUGACUUCCGCUUCGCCCCCAACCAGACCCGCGAGCUGGAGGACAGAGUCAUGGAGCUGCAUCGCACCUACAGGGGCAUGACGCCUGCUGAGGCAGAAAUGAACUUCCUGGAGAAUGCCAAGAAGCUGUCCAUGUAUGGGGUCGACUUACAUCACGCAAAGGAUUCAGAAGGGAUUGAAAUCAUGCUGGGCGUUUGCGCCAACGGCCUUCUGAUCUACCGCGACCGCCUGAGGAUUAACCGCUUCGCCUGGCCCAAGAUCCUGAAGAUCUCGUAUAAGAGGAGCAACUUCUACAUCAAGAUCCGCCCAGGAGAGUAUGAGCAGUUUGAGAGCACCAUUGGCUUCAAGCUGAACAACCACAGAGCUGCAAAAAGACUCUGGAAGGUCUGCAUCGAGCAUCAUACCUUCUUCAGGUUAGUGUCUCCAGAACCUCCUCCUAAAGGUUUCCUGGUGAUGGGCUCUAAAUUCCGGUACAGUGGGCGGACACAGGCCCAGACGAGGCAGGCCAGCUCCCUGAUCGAUCGGCCUGCUCCUCAUUUCGAGCGCUCCACCAGUAAGAGGCACCUCCUCUCCCGCAGUCUAGACGGAGAGUUCUCCAGGCCGCUGUCCACAAUGAUGGAACCUCAGGACACUCUGUCCCAGAGGAGCGAGACGCAGUGUUUCUCAGGAGACGAGGACGGAGAACCUGACCUGAGUCUCGACCAGGACCAAGAAGAUUCUAGUGUGACCACUCCAACCAGGAAGAAAGAGAUUAAGUUGGAGAUGGAAUCAACUCCUCGACACAAACAGGAGUUUCUGGAUAAAUCAGAAGACAUGCUGCUGAAGCACCAGGCAAGCAUUAACGAGCUGAAGCGAGCCUUGAGGGAACCCAACAGCAAGCUGAUGAACCGGGAAAAGCGUCUCUCAGCGACCUCACCGGGUGACACGCCCGAGAAAAAGGCUGAGGCAAUUGGAGCAGGUGGAAGGGAACCUAUUAACAGCCUUUCAGUGGAGGACUUCAUCCAGAAGACACUGAUGAUUUCCCCCGAGGGUUCUGAGGAGUGGGUGUUAAUUGAAAAACAGAACACUUACCAACUUGACUAUGAAUUGGAAGACAAAAAUAAGAACAAAGCCAAUGUUUCUCCACUUCCUUUGGUCCCUGAGGUACCUUUAGAACGAAAGAUGAUACAUAUUGAAGUAACUGGUGAAGAUGGUAAAGAAAUGCAGGUUCAGAUGGACACCUUCCCAUCUCCUAAGAUACCAGCAAAGGAUGAAUCAAAGCAAGGGACUGGUAUUAGGGAACUAGAGGUACCAGAGGUGUUGACCGAACCAAAGACCACAGAAACCAAAGUGGACAAAUUACAAGAAUCAAAAGAGGAACGUACUUCAGACAAACCACACAAGGAAACGAGACCACAGAGUCUAAAUUUGGGAAGACCAGAGUUUGUGUAUGAGACAAAAACAGAGACAUCAAACAUACAACAAGAGGAAUCUGAUGAAGACAAUAAUACAUCAGGAAAAGAGGUGACGCCAACCAGGCAACCAGGGACAGAAAGCUGGUCCGAGCCCCUGCCUGAGAAGAUAAAGGAACAAUUGAAAGAAAGGCCACUAAAUGAAGAGAAGGAGAAGGAGCUUAACAAAGCCGUGGAAGAAGAUGAAGAAGAUCAAGAGAAGCCUAUGACAGGGUUUGAUGAUGCCAAAAAACAAUCAGGCAGUCAACUACAGGAAGUGUUGGUUGAGGCAAAGAGCAUUAAUGUUGAGGAUCAGGAAGAUGGCUCUGACUCAAUCAAUGGUCCCAUAAAAGAUGAGCUUAAAAGAAAAUCGGAGAUCAAGUUUGAGGUUACCAAAAUCAUCAUGAUUGACAACAGUGAAAAUGAAGAGGAGCCUGAGAAUGAAAACAAUCAGAGAAUGGAUGAGUUUUUGCCUGAAAAAAAGAUCAGCAAUAUUGAACAGGAGAGUCUUGAAGAGGUCCUUCCAGAAAAGGUACAGAGAAGGACGAAGGUUUCAGGGCAUGUUCGUACCGAAAUAACAAGGAUCGUCCCACUAAAACCAGAGAGGGCAAAGAGUCAAGAGUACAGAGAUGAUAUAGAUAUUGGUGAAGAAUCGAGACUGAUGAAAAGACAUUUUAAAAGACAUAGCAUGUAUGAAUCUCUAGAGAGACAAUUUGACCCGAGUAGGUUUGAUUCCAGGGACAGAAGCUCUUCGCAUACUCUAUUUACUUCCUACAAAACCACCAGAUCUCAAGAGGUGUCACCUUUAUCCAUGGUGGAUGCAGAACAUAACAUGUUACAAACCAAUGAGCAGCAAUCAACCAUGUAUAGUGAGUGUCUGCCCAAAGAAAAUGCUAUUCAGGAUGAAGAGGUGAUCAAAUAUAUCCCCCAAGCAGGGUAUGAAGUUCUUCCCCAGUGUGAUGAAGUGGCCAUGGAGGUUCAUAUGUUCUCCUCCAAGACCCAAGCACUCCAAAAAAGUGGUCCUCCAACCCCUCCGGUCAAAACCAAGAAGGCCAGAGAAUCAGGACUGAUACUUCGAAACAGCCGCAGUACCAGCAAAGAGCCAGCAGUGGAAGCCGCUUUGAAGAAACAGCAUGGGGAGCCUCUUUCCACUCCUGCCAUUUAUGAAGAGACAAUAGAUGAAGUCAAGCGGCGGCCACUGUCCUCCAGUGAAUACGAGUACGAUCGCAACACAGCAGCGACUCUGAGGGACUCACACCUGGGCAUUGAGCGUAAGUGCUCCAGCAUGACUGUCAGUUCCACCUCCAGCCUGGAGGCUGAGGCCGACUUCAGCACGUUCAUGGAGCUUCCCGGAGGAGUGGAGGAGUCUUCCAGGAGCAUGGCCGAGCACGGAGUGGCAGAGGACUUCAGCAUCAACCGUAUCACGGGAUCUCAUGACGGGCUGCUCGUGAAGGAGAGAGUUCACGAAGAGCGCAUCCACCAUGAAGUGGAACCUCCACCUGUGGCCAAGAAAGACCCAAAUGCAGUGAGUGUGGCGCAUAUGUUGAGAAAGGGAGACUCCAGAGUGGAACCUCAAUCCAAUGGUUCUGGGGUUCCUCAAGGCAUUACAGACAUCCCAGAUCAGCAGCCUGUGCAGGAGGUGGGUGGCGGUGAUGUUAACUGUGAGGAGACCGUAGUCUCCGACAAUGAUGUCAUCCAGCCAAAGGAGGGAGAUCCGAUCCAGAAAGAGAGCAGCCUAAAGGAAGCGAAAGAGAACGGUUCUCCUCUUAAAACAAGCAGCAUUGGGAAGGAAUUUAUCGUGUCUCCCAUCAGCAAUGAAAACGUCACUUCCACAACUACAACUCAAGUCACGAAGACGGUUAAAGGGGGAUACUCAGAGACAAGAAUUGAGAAAAGGAUCAUUAUCACAGGAGACGAUGCUGUGGACCAACAUCAGGCUCUCGCGAUGGCAAUACAAGAGGCCAAACAGCAGCAUCCCGACAUGCUCGUGACGAAGGCCGUGGUGGUCAGAGAAACAAAUGCUUCCUCCGAGGAGAAACACAGGACAUCUGAGUCCUGAUCACAGACAGACUUGUGAGAUCAGAGUGAAUAGAGGAGCAUCAUCUUCAACCCCACCUUCUAGAGCCAGCUAUGAGAAGCUAACCGUUGCUACUUAGCGAUAACACCGACGAUCCCUGCUUCCUGAACACGCACGGUCUGUGGCUCCUCCUCCCUCAGACUCUGAUGUCAUAACCCCAUCAAUGCAGUGCACUUCCUCCAUGUCAACCGUUUCGACCACUGCACACAGUGCUUCUCUGUCAUUACUCUGUUCGCUAUUUUACCCCUGAACUGUAUAAAUGUUGAUAGCAUUCUCCAGUUUAGCCUCUUAAACUGUGAAUAGCAGCAACUCCGAAAACUCUGGGAAAAAAAAUUAAUCGGAAAGUAACCCAGCAUCUUUUUCGUGUGUGGCGUCGGCGUCGUCCGUUUCAUGAGUUUACAUCCAGAUCCUCACACUAAACUACCCAUAAUCCUUCAUGUUUACUGUGGAAUACAUAUUUUUCGUGAAGAUACUUUCAGUUUCUCCUUCACGCAUGACUUUAGAGGAGAUUCGAGGUCGGACAUCACCUGGAGUCGCGGUUCUGCUCUUUCCGCUUGCUGUCACUUAUACGAUGCUCAUCUGCUGUCUUUUUAGCAUUUUUUUUAUAUAAUAGAUGAUCAAAAAGUGUUUGCUUGUUAAUUACAACUGAGCGUAUUUAUCGAUUAUAAACAUACGUAUGCAUGAUUAGCUGGUGUGGAUGGAUAAAGAGUCCGAUCUUUGAUGUCCAACUAGCAGUAUUUUCAGAGAUGUCUGAUAAUAAUAUUAAUCAUGGACAUAACGUUCGUAACGUCCACUCAGAUUCCAUAUCGAUUAAUUAUAUAUAUGCAUCAUGCAUUGGAAAAAAGGUGUUUUUUGUUUUGUUUUCAUUGCAAUUGCUUCUGGAGUACUUUGGCCCUGCGUUAUUUCCAACAUGUCCUACUGUAUCCUUACAACUCCUUUCUGAAUAAUAAUAAUAAUAAUAAUAAUAAUAAUAAUUAUAAUUAUUAUUAUAAUAAGAGCUAUAUAAACCAUAUAUAUGGGUUACAACAGAAUUUAGGAAAAAAGAUUUUAAUAUAAAUGUUGUAUCUAAAAAAUGUUCAUGUGAUGUUUUAUUUUUAUUUGAGAAAAUGUAUGAGUGCGAUAAAAAUGUAUUUAUAUGAAUUGUGAAUGUGAGCUUUUGGGUUUUCUCACUGUAUCACGGACUUCCUUCAUAAUGUCACAUACAGACAAAGCCUGGUUUCAUAAUGGAGAAUUAGAUGCUCUAAUACUUAAACUUAAAAUGUACUUUAUUAUACAGUGAAUUGGAAUAAUUAUUAGACACGUCAUAUAAAGAUGGUCUCAUGUGCAUAAGCCAUCAAAAGUUUGGUGACAUCUUGCUUUUUUGUUCUGAGUUUAUUAUGUAAUGUUUGAUCACUGACUCCAGAUGGGUCUCAAAGCUGAAGAAGAGAUAUUUCGGGAUAAAGGAGGUUACGCAAAGCUGGCUCACUCUUACCACUUCCUCACAAACUCAUCUGAAUCUACAAAGAUUCAGCCAUUACUUAGUUUUGCUCUUACAGCAGCUUGAGCUUACAGCUACACUACAAAAUAUGACAUUAGCAAGUUGAAAUAUCUUGAAUAUAGUGAAAUUUAUCCAGUGUUUCCUGCUAUAAGAUUAUAAUAAACCAAAAAUAAGAAUAGAGAUCAUUUUUUCAAAUUUUAAGCAUUUAUAUUUAGAAAGAAAAAAAAUGAUCUGCCAAUAGAUUAAGAAAAUUUAAAGCCUGAAAUGAGUAACAAAUAUCUAGAAAUAGGUUUAAUAAUCUUAUAUUUGGUUUCUAGUAAUAGGAAAUAGACAUACUGUCUCGUAAAAAACACAAAAGAGCAAGAGAUUCUUUUCUCACUCACCAUUUUCCAGUUGAAUGGUUGAAGUUUUGCCUUAUUAAGACAAACAAUUAAAUACAGACAAGUGACAAAUUAAAGGAAAACCCAUCAUCGUGUGAGAAUUCGGAUGGAGAACUGUUCUUCUAAAACUUGGUGUUCUGAUGAUGGUGGUCUCUCCACCACGAUGGACGUCACCCUGAAAUCUUCCAUAGGUGUUCAUCUGGGGUGGGAUCUGGUCAGUGUGAAGGCCAUAGCAUACAGUUUCCUUCAUUUUUAUCCUCAUCAAACUAUUCAGUGAGACCUCGUGCCCUGUGGAUGGGGGCGGAGUCAUCCUGGAAGAGACCACGCCCCCACCAUCAGGAUGGAAAUAUUGAGGAUAAAAGUGUUCAGUCUAAAGGAUGUAGAAGUGAUGCUUUGCUUUUAGGGCACGAGUGGACCCAAACCAUGCCCGUGAAUAAAUAAAUGCCCCCUCUCCCCCUCCCAACAACAUGCUUAUGAGAGCCACCUUUUUUCCCCUUUAAUUUGUCACCUAUUUGUACAUACUUAAAUUAAAAUAAAGAUGCAUACAAAGUUUUUUUUUUAAUUACUAAAUGUAUUUUAGGUCAAUUUUUACACUGUAUAUUCCAAAGAUGAAACAGAUGUCCCAAAAUGUAUUUCAUUUUCCUCUUUUAUUAUAAGCAAUGUUAUUUUGACAUACUUGGUCUCCCCAAACUUUUGAUGGACAGAGUACAAUCGCCUCCAAAAUUAUCCUGUCUCUAUGCAUCGCUUAUAACUACAGACUAGAAAAAUCGCCCAAAGUCAUUCACGUAAAAACUGCAACACUCUGCAACUACACAAUCUUGCAUUCGAAAGCUUCAUGCGUUCGCCUCCGUCUUUACCAUGGCUUUGUCUGUUUCUCCCACAGUCUUCUGGGGGAUGGGAAGUGUGUCAGAUCUGCUGUUUGACUUGUUUUUUUUAUCUUGUAGUUUAUUUUUUCAAAAGUCUGUCAUCACUGGAGUUCCUGAAUAAUGUUUAAAGACUAUAUGAAAUGUUCCCCGGCUUCCACAGAGUUGUGUUUAAUACACUUUUUUUAAAAUUAUGUUUGGUUUUUAUUAUGUUAGCUAUUCACAUGUGUGUGUUUGUGUUGAAGGGAGUGAUGAUCUGGUUGCAUUUAAAAAAAAAAAAUACAAAAAAACAUGCAAAUGUAUGAUUUCUGCCAGUUUACUUAAAAGUAAAAUUCAAACCUGCAAUCUGGUUCUGAUAUAUAAAUGCAAUUGAGGUGUAAUUUAAUGUACGUCGAGUCUGUGGAGUGUCAUUAAUAUUGGGUGCCUUACUGUCAGAGUCACUGCCACUUGAGGCAAAAGAAAAAGGUUUUUUCAGUUUUCCAUCAGCGGCAAUAACGGCUAUAUAGAUAUAGAAUGGAAUAUAGAUGCACUGGAGUAAGGCAAAGUGCCUUGUAUAUACUUGCACAGAGAGAUUCUCUGUUUUAUUUUUGUCACAGGCCAUAAUGUGGGAAGUGCAAUGCAGUUAUAUCUUUGGCAUUUGUAACACUGCAUAAUUGUUGUAAAGCAAUGCUGGUGGAUUUUUUUUUUUUUUUGAUGAAAGUUUUAAGUUAAAUCUCAUGAGGUAACAUUUAAGUUUAUAAAAAGUGCUUGACUGUUUUUGCAUAAAAGCAAGAGCAGAGAAAAACCUUAAUUUUCAAAAAUCUCACAAAAAAAGAGGCUUCUUCAAAAGUUAGAUAGAUAGUUAAGUUAAAAUUAAAAUCCUCUCUAAAACAGAAACCCUCUGUUGGUUCUACAUAGAACCUUCAGGGAUUCUUCCUGAGGUACAUACAGUACCACAGAACCUUAAGGACGCUACUUAAAAAAAAAAAAAAAAACACACUGUUUGAGAGGAUUAUAACAGUAAAUGAUUCAUUCCUAUCUUAUAUGUAAGUUUACUCUAGAACUCAAAGGUGUUCUUUGGUUUGUCUGUCUGGGGAAAGCAAUAAAGGCUUUAUGUAGAACCUUAGAACAGCCGGUUUCCCUAUCAGAAAGGGUUCCGAGUCCCUUUAGGAUGCUCUGAGCCAUAAACUGUCCAAAGAACCUUUGAAGAACCUCUUUUCUUUGAAGAACACAUUCAUGAAGCUUCUGUGAAGUUCAUCAUAUUACCUUUUGGGAUUAAAUAUAGAGCUCUGUCUAGAACUCGUCCUUUAAGAAGUGAAGAACCUUUAACUGUCCAAAAGAACCCUCUACUGUGACUGUACUGACUUCACAUACAAUCUGGUCAGUUUGAUUUAAAUAUAUUAUAAAGCAUUCCAGUACAGCUUUAUAAAAAGGGGUUCUCCAAGGGUUCUUUUGAUAGUUAAGAAUUCUUGAUUUUCCAAAUGGGCUUUAAUUUAAUUUAAAUCCUUUUUAAAAGAGAAACUGUCAUAGGAUUCUACAGAGAACCUUCCGAGGUUCCAUGUGAGGCAUAAACCAUAAAACCUUAAGGAUGCAUUUUAUUAAAUGAAGCUUGAGAUGAUUAAACUGUAAAUAUUUAAUGUAUAAUAUAAGAUAUUAGUUUGUCUUUGCUAGCACACUUAGAAAAAGUUUAAUCUAGAACAGUAAAAUGUUCUUUGGUUUGUCCGUCUUGUAAAAGCCUUAAAGGUUUCAUGUAGAAAGUGGCUUGCCCAAUCAGAAAGGGUUCCAAGUCCCUUUAGGAUGACCUGAACCAUAAAAUCUCCAAAGCACCCUUGAAGAACCUCUUUGUUUAAGAGUGUAGCACGUUUAUGAAGUGUUGAGACCUCCUCUGUGGAGUUUCCCUCAGUCAUGUUACCUUUUAUAAGUUAUUAGUUUGUGUUUACUACUGUAGACCACUUUAAUCUAAGUUUAAUCUAGAAUCCCAUGCUGCUAUUUGGUUUGUCACUCUGGGGAAAGCCUUUAUGUAGAACCUUAAAACAGACAGUUUCCUAUCAGACACGGUUCCCUUUCUGACAGCAUCCCCUUAGGGCCUUAAACUAUACAAAGAACCCUUGAGGAACCAUUUAGUAUGUUCAUGAAGCUUUGAGAAGUCACAAGUCUGUGACCUGUAAUCUUACUUUCUGACAUUAAAUUUAGAACAAAUAAAUAAAAAUAUACCACAUAAAGACCACAUAUAAUCUUUUAUAUUACCUCAAAAAUCCAUCAGCAUUGCCUUCUAAAUGAGUCAUACAAUGCUUAUAAAUGUGUUACGAAGCCUCAUGUACCCUUCAAAUAAAGCGUUAGUGAUGAUAUCGUAUCUAGCAUUUAGCCGAGUGGGCCUGUGUGAAUAUACAGCAUAUAAACAACAAUAAGAAUGAAACCUACGCUCCAAAGGAAUCAUUUUCCACUUCAGUACCUAAUGAUCUGUGCAUGGCAUGAAGCCUCGGCCUUCCUGAGACUCCCAUCCUUCUCCUUCGCGUUCUCCGGUUCUUCAUGGCCACCCCGUGCUUGAUGGUGUGUUUCUGCUGUAUGUGCAUUCAGUCAAUAAAUUUCUAAAUCCAA